AUGGUGUAUUUGAAAUGGUUCGCUUCUAUUGAUUCAGUCCGAACGCACUGCCGCCGAUUUCAUGGGGGCCAAGGGGUUCCCAUAACGGGGAAACACCGGGAGCUCCAGGAGGAUGCCCCCGAGGAACUGCCCCCCACUGCCUUUAUAUGCCCGACGUGCGGAUUCCAGCGCCACAGCAAACACGGACUCACAAGGCACCGCAUCGUUAACCAUGGAUUCAGGCCGGACACCGUGAAACCAAGCCAGCGUGGUCAGUGCGAAGAGACGAGCAUGCACCUAUUGAGCUGUCCUGCAUUAAAGAGUCUACGCUGUCACUUUGCGGUGGGCGGGAGCAACAUGGAGAAGUUAUGCUUUAUGAAGAAGUUUGCCCAACAAGUUCUUGCACUGGAAAGGCUUUGUUCUCAACGGUCUUCCACAACGGACGUGACGCC
Trypanosoma grayi is the source of this 431-nucleotide messenger RNA. RefSeq lists its product as hypothetical. The annotation marks the transcript as partial. Lineage: Eukaryota; Euglenozoa; Kinetoplastea; Trypanosomatida; Trypanosomatidae. The record is from RefSeq and is a predicted model, not a curated record. The transcript has a single exon.